AUGGUAAUAUUUUACAUUCUUAUCUUCCACUCUCUCUGUCUUUGCCUGUGUCUCUGUCUCUCUCUCUCUUUGCAGGCCUCUGCCUCCCAGCACGACACAGCCAUGCUCAUCUCAGAGGGGUCGCCCAGCACCCUAGGGGUCGUCCUCGCCACCGCGGCAACGACAGUCGAGUGGGACGUGGAUAUGACGGCAUGGAGCGAGGCCAAGUUCGAGGAGAGGUGCACGUACACGGUGAAGGACCAGCUGUUGGACAGUGACCCCGAGGGGGACAAGGACAGGACCCAAGCAGAGAGGUCUCUACCGAGGAACUUGGCCUUCAAGCGAUGUCCCGAGUCCACAGAAGUGCUUGGAGUGACCAGCAUUGAGCUUAUUCCAAAGGGGACACGAUUCGGCCCCCUGGUUGGGCAGAGCUACACCAAUGAAACGGUCCCCAAGAAUGCAAACAGGAAGUACUUUUGGAGGGUUUUCUCCGAAGGCCGAUUGCAUCACAUCCUGGACGGCUUGGAUGAGGACAGGAGCAACUGGAUGCGGUAUGUCAACCCAGCGUGUCGUCCGGAAGAGCAGAACCUGGCAGCAUGCCAGACUGGCAUGGCCAUCUACUUCUACACCGUACAGCCCGUGUGCCCAGGCCAGGAGCUGCUGGUGUGGUACUGCCCAGAGUUUGCACAACGCCUCAACUGCCUUCCACCCCCAGGACGGCUGGUGACGGAGAGGAUGGGGCAGAGUGGGAGUCAGGAAAAGACCUCAGAGAAGAGAGGAUACAGUGUGUCGGAAAUCCUCAGGAAGGAGCCCACCAAGCAUCAUCCCACCUCCAGCCCCCUAAGGCCCACCAGCCCCCCAUCCCGGCACCCUGUCUUCCCUCUGUGUCCUCAGGUGGUCUACCCCAUCCACCCCUGCGUCGACCUCCUCGAUCAUCCCAGCUACAAACCUGUCAGAUACUGUGGCCCUUCAACCCCCAGUAGACCAGCAAGUGGUCCUGUAGCACCCCAUAUCCACUUCCCUGUCAAGCAUAACCUGGGUUCUCUUGCCAUGGGCAAACAUUACCCAGAGUCCUCUCUGUCUGGUCAAUCAAACACAGGUCUACGGCAUGCACCCUACCUCAUUCCUCCCUACCCACAAAGCCUCAACAACAUCCUACCUCAACCAUACUCCUUCUUCAGUGAUAGACUUCAAUCCCAUCUUCCACAUCCCUUACUUUCUUUUGAAGGUUAUCUGCAUUUCCCCCCUCCCCCAGCCAGUGAGCAUACACCCCUGGCACUUCCUGUAGCAUUGACCACUAGCAACAAAGGCAGCACUUGCACUCUGACAAAUAGAGGCAAAGAUUUCGAAGACUUCACAACUUCAACUAAUAUCUACCUCAGAAACCCACUUGUUAGGAUAGAGGACAGCUACAGGGACCUGAAGCAUUCCCCAUCCUUCCCUUACGAGGAUCUCUCUCCUCCAACUACCUCCGGUGCCUCAUCCGUGGCCACCUCCCUCAGGGAUGUAUCGUCCCCUCUCACACCCAGCGGAGGUUCACCUGCGAUGGGCUUGGCUGUCUCAGUCCGCCUGCCCUCCAAGUCCACCUCUGCUAUUCUGAGGUCCGGCCAUCUAGCUGGGGGGGCAGUAGAUCUCCGCAAGGUCAAGCGAGGGCGGGUCAUCGGAUACAAGACCCUCCCCUAUCCCCUCAGCAGGCAGAAUGGAAAGAUCCGGUACGAGUGCAACAUCUGUGGCAAGAUCUUCGGGCAGCUGUCAAACCUCAAGGUGCACCUGCGCGUGCAUAGUGGCGAGCGCCCCUUCCGAUGUCAGACCUGCAGUAAGGACUUCACUCAGCUGGCUCACCUGCAGAAACAUUUCCUGGUUCACACUGGAGAGAAGCCACAUGAGUGCCAGGUGUGCCACAAGCGUUUCAGCAGCACCAGCAAUCUCAAGACCCACCAGCGACUCCACUCUGGGGAGAGGCCCUACCUGUGCAAGCUGUGUCCGGCACGCUUCACCCAGUUUGUCCAUCUGAAGCUCCACAAACGCCUCCACAGUGGGGAGCGCCCUCACCACUGCCAGCACUGCUACCGCUCCUACCUCCACCGCUGCAGUCUCCAGGUACAUCUCCAGGGCUUCUGUCCAGCCCCGGCCCCCUCCUCAAACCUUCCCCAUGGCCUCUUGCAGGAAGAGCUCCACCGCGUCAAUGCAGAGAUCGACAGGUUCGACCUGAGCGAGGCCGCGGAGCGCCUGGAGACUAUGGCGGUCGAAGCAGAGAUUGAGAAGGGGAGCAUCGGCACUCUGAUUCGGGAAACGGAGCUGGUGACCUCCAGCCACCAGGGCUGCACUGGCGAGACGCUGUCUUUAGAACAUAACGGCUACGAAGUAGCGAGGAAAUCGUUGGUCCUCAGGCUGCAUCACAGCGGCACUCUACCUCAUGAUCCGACCAACAUCAAACAAGAGAAAGGCUGUAGCUCAGAGGUGUGAAAUACUGCUCAUGUCACCCAUCAUCUGUAAUCUCUGGGAGUUAGCUGACCUAUUUGAAGAACACCUCCUUUAGAGCCCUCUCAUCUCUGGACAAUGUUAAGGAGUGGGCCUUUGCAACAAGAACCCGAACCCAAUAACAUAAAUGUGUCUAUGCAUAUUAAUCAUACAUAUCCCUUACCCUAAUUUAUUAUGCCAUUUUGUUGUAAUUUAAGGAAUCCACAGCAGGUGAACUGUGGACUGGGAGGUCCAAUAUUUUGAACAGGGUUUACUAAGUUUCCUAAUAUCUAUUUGUAUUUAAUUCCCAUGUGGAGUAACUGGAGAGAUGUGAUUUUAGUGCAUAAAAAAUUAUGUGCCUUACUUUAUAUUUAUCUUUGCGAAUGUGUUACAGUUUUUCUCCAUUGCUUUGGCUCAAUUCUUGAAACAGAAAUGACAUUCUCAAAGCUCUAAGUGCAUCUGGUAAAAUAGCCAAUAUGGUUCAGCACAAAUACAUAGAUCACCUUCAAAAGGUCAUAUCUCACCCAAAACAGUUAACUCAUGCUUCAAAACCAAAUCAUUUUCUCAUAUAAAUAGUCAGUGCCCCCAAAAUGAAAAGUUCCUUCUCGAUUGCUUUGGCCCAUCUCUCGAGAAAAAAGAGGACAUUCUCAAAGCUUUAAAUACAUUUGCCAAAAUAACCUAGAUGGUUCAGCAAAACACCAUGGCACACCUGCAAAGGGUCAUCUUUCUCCUAAAACAGACAACUCAUCAGUCAAAACUAAAUCCUUUUCUCAUAGAAAUAGUCAGUGCCCCCAAAAUGAAAAGUCCCUUUGGCAUUGUGUAAACACUGCAGGUCAAAAUGAUUAGAUGUUUUGUCAGUAUGGCAGUGGACCUUAAAAAUAUCCCUCAUGUGCACUGUGCUACAGUUACUGUAGUAGAUGUUUUCUUUCCAGAAUACUAUGUGUCUUCAAUCUACCCAGACGCUUCCAUGUUACCCCGCUCCUCAUCUCCCUCCACUGGCUUCCAAUCACGGCCGGUAUCAGAUUCAAGACCCUGGUACUGACCUUCCGAGUGGUGAACGGGAUUGCACCCGACUACAUCAAGUCUCUCCUCCAGCCUUGCACCCCCACCCGCCACCUACGGUCUUUUUCUGACAACCGUCUGGUGGUCCCACCUCUCAAGAGCGCCCGCUCCCAACCCAAGCUCUUCUCCUGUCUGGCCGCCCAAUGGUGGAAUCACCUCCCCACCUCCACCUUCAAGAACUAUGUUUCUUCCCAUUGGCACAUAUUUGCUUUUCACAAUGUAUGCUUCAUGUUUUGGCUACCCACAAUGUUUUUGGGGCUACCUCAUUGUUUAUGAUCAUUGACCUUAUGCACUUUUGUAAAGUUCUCUCUUGGAAGUCGCUUUGGAUAAAAGCAUCUGCUAAAUGAAUAAAUAUAAAAUGUAAAUGUGUAUCAAACAGAAAAAAUAUUACAGUAAUUCAAGAGUAGCCUACAAGGUUUCACAUCACAUAUUGCACUCACACUGCUUUGGAAAUUGUUACAGUAAUUGCCAUACAUUGUGGUUACUGUAAAAUGAAAUGUUUACAGCACAAUAUAAUGUCAUACAAUAAGCACAUCAAAACUAACAUUAUGUAUAACCUACACUACCAACACAUACAGUAAGAAAGUAAAGCAAAGCUGGAGUUUCACUAGUUGUCGUCCUCACUUUCCUGCUCAUCCUCACGCUCCUGUCUGUCUGGCCACA
Osmerus eperlanus (European smelt) is the source of this 4164-nucleotide messenger RNA. RefSeq names its product PR domain containing 1c, with ZNF domain (gene prdm1c). Lineage: Eukaryota; Metazoa; Chordata; Actinopteri; Osmeriformes; Osmeridae. The transcript is spliced from 7 exons. Gene Ontology annotation, biological process: cell fate commitment; regulation of transcription by RNA polymerase II. The record is from RefSeq and is a predicted model, not a curated record. The coding region runs from base 1 to 2445 and encodes 814 amino acids. Gene Ontology annotation, molecular function: DNA-binding transcription repressor activity, RNA polymerase II-specific; protein binding; RNA polymerase II cis-regulatory region sequence-specific DNA binding. Gene Ontology annotation, cellular component: nucleus; cytoplasm.